Brachypodium distachyon (stiff brome) is the source of this 4483-nucleotide messenger RNA. Its product is annotated as DNA mismatch repair protein MLH3. The record is from RefSeq and is a predicted model, not a curated record. Gene Ontology annotation, molecular function: ATP binding; mismatched DNA binding; ATP-dependent DNA damage sensor activity. Gene Ontology annotation, biological process: mismatch repair. The transcript is spliced from 25 exons. The coding region runs from base 480 to 4151 and encodes 1223 amino acids. NCBI's taxonomy places the organism in Eukaryota, Viridiplantae, Streptophyta, Magnoliopsida, Poales, Poaceae. Gene Ontology annotation, cellular component: mismatch repair complex.
CCCGCUAGCGCGUCUAAGUGCCGAGGCCUCGUCCCCGACUCCGACUCCCAACCGACCUAUCGCCGCCGCCGCCAGCCGUCGGCUCCGCCGCAUCCCACAGGGGACCGAGCCACCCAUCCAUCUAGGCCUGUACGUCUCUAUCCCGCGGGCCACGGCCGGCGCCGCCGCAGCCUGCAGGGGACCGAGCCACCCAGGCCUUCACUGGUCUACCUCUACGCCUCCACCCCACGUCCUCACGGAGGCGCGGACCGACGGCGUCGACUCUCUUGUCCAUUGGCAGCGUACGCGCCUCUCCUCCACGCCACUCCACGCGCCGCCGUGCCUCUUGUCAGCUCCACGCGACGCGCCGACGCACCUCUCCUCCACGCGACGCGGCCGCGCCCACCAGCUUCCCUCCACGACAUCAGCUGCCGCCAGUCCGACAGACCCAACGGCCAUCAGGUGCUCCAUUCCCGGCCGGUGACGACAGUAAGAGGAACAUGUCAAUGCAGACUAUAAAACGCUUGCCGAAAAGUGUUCAUAGCUCCUUGCGCUCAAGCAUUGUUCUGUCUGACCUACUUAGGGUCGUUGAGGAGUUGAUAUAUAAUAGCAUUGAUGCAAAUGCGAAAAAGAUUGACAUCUCACUAAAUGUCAGAUCAUGUUAUGUUAAAGUGGAAGAUGAUGGUUGUGGUAUUACUCGAGAUGAAUUGGUUCUGUUGGGAGAAAAAUAUGCAACAUCCAAGUUCCAUGAUUCCAUGGGUGAUGGGGAAUCUGCUUCUAGAAGUUUUGGAUUAAAUGGAGAGGCACUCGCAUCACUCUCUGAUAUCUCUGUGGUUGAAGUCAGGACGAAAUCUCGUGGGAGACCAAAUUCAUACUGCAAGAUAAUAAAGGGAUCCAAAUGCUCGCAUCUGGGAAUAGAUGACCAGAGGGAAGCUGUUGGCACAACAGUUGUUGUUCGGGAGCUUUUUUACAACCAACCAGUCAGGAGAAAACAAAUGCAAUCUAGUCAUAAAAGAGAACUGCAGAAUGUGAAGAAGUGUGUCCUGCGAGUUGCACUUAUUCAUCCACAGAUUUCAUUCAGACUUCUUGACAUUGACAGCGAAGAUGAGUUGCUAUGUACAGUUCCUUCAUCAUCCUCUUUGCCUCUUAUAUCAAACAGUUUUGGGAAUGAUGUUUCCAGUUGUCUUCAUGAAAUAUCUACCUCAGAUCAGAACUGGGCUCUUUCAGGGCACAUAUCUGGACCAACCGAUGUCUUCUCUAAUAAGGAUUUCCAGUACUUGUAUGUCAACUCAAGAUUCGUCAGUAGAAGCCCAAUACAUAAUAUUCUGAAUAAUCUGGCAGCUACUUUCCAGUCUUCCAUGAUAAGGACGAAUGGAGAAAACGAUGUUCAGAGCCGGAAGAGGCAGAAGACUGAUGUCUACCCUGCAUAUCUGCUAAACUUCUUCUGCCCUAGAUCUAGCUACGAUCUAUAUUAUGAGCCUUCAAAAACUGUUGUGGAGUUCAAGGACUGGCAAAGUAUAUUGUUUAUCUUUGAAGAUACUAUCAUAAACUACUGGAAGAAGCAUGUACCACAACCAUCCAAAGGCAAAGCGAUUGAUACCUCUGUGCCUCUGAAAUGUGAUGGGAAGUCCAAUGGGAGCCUCCUAAGGCAUCAGAAUGUGCAGAACAAGGAAGACGAUGUUGACUUACACAAACGCUCUCUGCAGAAGAGUGUGGUCAGAGAAAGCAAUGUUUGUAUGGAUGCAGCAACAGGACCUAAAGACUCACAUUCCUUUUCUUUCGAUAUGAAGCCAUCCUCAUGGCAUGUCUGCUACCCUGACCAGAUCAUCGGUGCAUCCAAACACUCUGACAAUGUUGAUAGUAAUGAUCAGAUAUUUGGGCAUACACAAGCACGUGUUCCUGAAAGCAUCAGUCAUCAGUGGUUAAAGGGUGGUUCUUCCCAGUUAGAAGACUGUGAUCUUUCAUGUGCUAACCCAACUGUUUGGAAAAAGCGACGAGUGGAAGGUAUAUUCCAUGGGCAUGAAUAUUCCUGUAAUUUUGUCAAGUCCAAAGAUGUACAAACAAUAGGCCUUUCAGCUGAUGAUCAAGAGUCUGAGAUAAUUGGUCCAGAAAUUGAUCUCCAAGACCCUUGCUUUGGGGUUCUCAGUACACCAAACAGAAUUACCUGUGAUUUUAUGCAAAACGAAACCAAUAUAAAGGCAAACAUGUCUGUCUUUGAUGGGUUCUAUGCUGAAUUUUGUAAACUAAAUGAGGAUUGCCUACUCAAUGACGUUACGAAGACAAUAGCUGAUGUUUCUUGCCCUGAAAUGUCGCAUUCCAGUGAUGGAUUCUAUCAUGAAGAUCGUAGCACCUCUAGUGUCCUGAAAAGGUGCAGCGCAAGAAAGAAGUUAGGGAAUGCAGUGGGAUAUGUUGAAGACCUUGAGGCUAAUACAGUUGCCCAUAUAAACUUCCCUGAAAUACAAGCAAGGUGGGGAAGUGACGACAUUGAUAGGUCCUCCAUCGAAGAUACAUACUUCCAUUUCUCUCAUCCAUUUUCAUUGGCUGAUACACCUCAUAGUCACAGUCAUGCAAGGACUGACUUGGAAUUGCACGGGGAAUCAAAUAAGAGCUUUGCUUAUUGGAGUUCUGAAAAUAUUGACAGUGAUUUUCAAUCUUCUUUGGAAAGAUAUAUCAGUGAUUCACGAAGAACAAGUGAAGGACCUAAACAUUUUAAUAACUUUGAUGAAGAAACUCAGUCGCUUAAUUACUUCAAUCAUGAUAAUUGUUUUGUCGGCCAGUUUGUUUCUGAAGAUUGUCAGGUACCCUGGAAAUCAAAAUUUGAUGCAACAUUAUCAUACAAUAUUUCUCCCGAGAAAAGUACUUCUGGUUGCCAGUUGAAUGUUUCUUCUCCCCAAAUGGCAAAAGACAGUGCGCUUAUUGAAGAUCAACUGUGUCAACAAAAUUUUGGAUUUGGUUGGAGAUCCAGGCUUUCCAAGGGUAGUAGAUCUAGGAGUCAUUCUGCUCCACCAUUUUACAGAGGCAAACGAAAAUUUCCUGGAUUGAAUGAGCAUCUGACCAAAUUGACAGCAGAACAUGAUAAAGCUAUCCCGAUUAAUGACAAAGAAGAUGCCACACCUGCACCCGAGGAUAUCUCACAAAUGAGUGCAACCCAGCCUAUUCCUGAGACUAGUAGCAGUGAUUUUUCUGCCCUAAAUCUCAGCUUGAAAGGAAAUGUGAAAAUGUGUGAAGAGACAUAUUCUGAUGGGCUUGAAAACUCUACUGCGCAAAUAACUAAAUGGCGAGAUGACUCGGACCAGCAUACAGCUUUGAAGUUGCCACAUGUUCCUUCUGAAUGCUUCAACGACGUACUUAGCAUUUCUUCCGGGCCCUUAAAUCUCUCUUGUAGCUCGCUAGUUCCAGAAUAUAUUGAUAAAAAGUGCUUUGAGGAGGCAAGAGUUCUGUUUCAGCUAGAUAAGAAAUUUAUUCCUGUCAUAUCUGGGGAGAUGCUGCUACUUGUUGAUCAGCAUGCAGCUGAUGAAAGGAUACGCUUGGAGGAGCUUCGUGGCAAGGUUUUAUCAGAUGAAGACCGAGGAAUCACUUACUUGGACUCAGAGGAGGAUAUGGCUCUCCCUGAGACUGGAUUUCAAUUGUUCCAGAAGUACAGUGAGCAGAUUCAGAAAUGGGGCUGGAUCAUCAACGGUUCUAGCAGUUCUUCUCAAUCAUUCAAAAAGAACAUGAACAUUCUGAGGAGACAAGCCCGUCUAGUUGCUCUUACUGCUGUUCCAUGUAUUUUGGGCGUCGAUUUAACAGGAAAAGAUCUUAUGGACUUUAUUCAGCAGCUCGAUGAGAGUGAUGGGUCAUCAACUAUUCCCCCAGCAGUUCUCCGUAUUCUUAAUUUCAAAGCUUGCAGAGGAGCAAUUAUGUUUGGCGAUCCCUUGCUACCGUCCGAGUGCUGUCUGAUCAUCGAAGAACUGAAAGCAACAUCUCUGUGCUUCCAGUGUGCACAUGGGCGUCCGACCACAGUGCCCAUCGUGAACGUUGCAUCCCUCCGCGACGAGCUCGCGAGGCUUGGGACGCUGAACGGGAGGAGUCAGACGGAGCCCUGGCAUGGCCUGUCGCACCACGGACCCUGCCUUGAGCGCGCCCAGACUCGCCUUAAACAGCUGAGGAGGCUACGCCGUGGCGGCCUGUAGGAUGUAGCCACUAGCUAGCAGGAAGAUGAGGUCGAAUAGCCCUACGAAAUGUGAUCUGUAGGAAGUGAUAGACACUGUACAGUAGCCAUUCGUUUUCUGAUUGUCGAAAACCAAUUAUUUUCAUGUAAAUACGAACAUGCGCCUUGGUUUAACCAGGUCAGCAGACUAGCAGAGGGAUUAAUAGAAAAAAUCUAAUAGCUUUGCUGGCCUAUAGAAAAUUUCUUCUAUGGCUCUGGUGAAGCCAUGCACUUUAGGCUGCAUUUGGUAUUGUGGCGGACUAACACAAUAAUGUUUUUGCUCCACCCUUUAUUAUUUGGUUAACCAAAUUUUCA